AUGUCACUUGCGCCUAACUUGAGUGAUUUUGAAGGACGCCUAAGGAAUGUCGAGGCAGAAUGUACGCGCUUCGCCGAGCAUGAGCAAAGACUCCGUAACCUGGAACAACGCGAAAAGGAACUGACGGCACAAUUGUCUUCUAUCGCAGAAACAAUCUUCACAAAAGAUGGUCAUCUGCAAAAUAAGAGGCAAGCAUUGGCCGAGGGUACGGAAGUAGCUUUCUUCGCUGAGGUUGGCGCCUCAGUAGAACACCUUGGGCAGAAUCAACCAAUCGUAUUCGACAAGGUCAUCACCAACAUUGACUCAACGAAUUCGGUCGGCGGAUACAGUCCUACCUCGGGAAUAUUUACAGCCCCUGUCGAUGGACUUUACCUAUUCUCGUCAACAAUAAUGGGCUUGCAAGACCACAGCCUACACGCCGUUCUCUACAAAGACAACACCGCUGUAGCUACUUUGUUCGUGCACGGUAGCUCAGGUCACGACUGGGAUUCGUCUUCGGCAACUGUCGUCUUAUCAUUGCUCAAGGGCGAAACAAUGUCAGUAAAGCAUACCGACGCUGGUGACCAUGCCGUAGCCGGCAUGUUCCUCGGUGGCCAAUCUCUUUUCUCUGGAUUCCUGAUCGCUCAGCAUUACCGGCCCGAGACGCCUGUUGGCUGA
This is a messenger RNA of Mya arenaria, 657 nucleotides long. Its product is annotated as complement C1q subcomponent subunit B-like. The coding region runs from base 1 to 657 and encodes 218 amino acids. NCBI's taxonomy places the organism in Eukaryota, Metazoa, Mollusca, Bivalvia, Myida, Myidae. The transcript has 2 exons. Gene Ontology annotation, molecular function: protein binding. The record is from RefSeq and is a predicted model, not a curated record.